UAUUUGCCGUUGAAAUGAUCCUCAAAAUUAUCGCCGAGGGACCCUUCAAAUACAUUUCCAACGGAUUUAAUGUUUUCGAUGGCGUGAUCGUUAUACUAAGUGCAUUUGAAUUAGCGCAGAGUUUAGGAAACGAAAGAGAUUUAGCUGGCAGUUCUGGCCUCUCUGUCUUGCGGACUUUUCGACUACUGCGUAUUUUAAAACUAGUAAGGUUCAUGCCAAACCUACGACGCCAAUUGUUCGUCAUGCUACGCACUAUGGAUAAUGUAGCCGUAUUCUUCUCGCUACUUGUACUUUUCAUCUUUAUUUUCAGUAUUCUGGGCAUGUAUCUAUUCGGUGGUAAGUUUUGCAAGUAUGUGGAAGACAAUGGCACCGAGCGCGACUGUACGUGCCCUGAAAUCAUCUCCCACCACCCCAAGUGUGAGUGCGACAGAAAACAUUUUAAUAACAUCCUCUGGGCUACCGUCACCGUCUUCCAGGUUUUGACUCAGGAAGAUUGGAAUGUUGUAUUGUUUAAUGGUAUGGAAAAGACGAGCCACUGGGCUGCAUUAUAUUUUGUGGCAUUGAUGACCUUCGGCAAUUACGUUCUGUUCAAUUUGCUAGUAGCCAUUCUAGUUGAAGGAUUUAGUUCUGAGCGAAACGAGAGAAGGGAACGCGAGCAACGCGAACUGGCUAAGUCAAAACUAUCCAGUGAAUGCUUCUCAGACAACAAUGAGGUCCAAUAUGACGAUUCCAAUUCUGGGUCGCAUUCCAGUGACAGCUUUUCUCAGAAUGAAAUAAAAAACUACUGGCGGUCAGCAGACGACGUACGGAAAGCCAAAGACAACGUAAACGGGCAAAAGGAUAAAACUAAGUCGCGUCGCAAACCAAAAUCAUCCACUCACCACCCCACGCUCUGCAAAGACUGUGCGCAAUCCAAUAAAUGUAACAUUCAAAAGGAGUCAAAAAUGCUGGCAAGUGGAGCAGUACCCAGUGAUACUACAGUAGUUCCUAUGAUUACUCACACCGCAGCCACACCACAAGACUCUCCAUCCACUACCUUAGAACCAGGAGCGUCUUUCAAAGAUUUCAACCUUGCUUUAACUUUAGAACGGUCGUCUAUGGUUUCCAGUUUAGAUUCUAUCGACCGGACCUCUUGCACCAGCAUACCGGGUCUUCUAAAACCACCGAAUAGUUACACUUUAACACUCCAUUCAGCAGCGGCGCAAUUAGGUUCAGAAAAAGCUCGUCUUCCACCGAUGACUCUAGCUCCACCACCACUAACUUUAGCGCCUCCACCUCUCAGAUCAGCAUCUCCGGGAUCUACAUCACCUAGCACCCCAAAGUCUAUAGCUUCACCUCUACUGCCAGAAAAGAAUCUCCAAAUUACAAUAAUGAAAGACGAUAAUUGUUUGAACACCAGCGAUAAAUCAAGUCUUCUCAGUUCCCAGAAGAGUUUAAGCGCCUCUAGUGCAGGAAUGAGCGGGGAUGAGAAGUGUCGCGUGCAACGCGGCUACAGCUGGAGAUUAUCGCGACCUAGUCUACGCCGCAAACCGAAACAGCGCACGGGCUCCGAUUCUGACGCUAUCGUACUCAACAACGGGAGGGAUCAUGCCACAUGUAACGGUUCAGGACUAAGGAAAAACGAGUUGCUACUAUCAUCUUCAAUAGUCAUAAAGAAUGAUACCCAAUCGGAGUUCCCGAACAACCGGUUUAAAUCUCAACUGCCUGCGCCAAGAGUAUUGGCCCCACCAGCAAGACGAGUAUCCGCCCAUACCGCUCCACUGCUGCCUGAUGUUUCAUGGAAAGCGCCCGAGCCGGGCUUCUCAGCAGACUCGACUAUUCGACUGGAUUCCGUCAAACCACCACCGCACAGACUUUCACUCACAAACGAGUAUUUAACCGUAACAUCGGUGUCAGAAGUGAAGGCAAGCAACCUCGUACCAUCAGCGCCGUUAGCACCACGAUCAUCACGCACUGAGGCUCCAGCAUUACCUCCCCGGACUAACCAACCCUUACCGCAAAUCAAGCAAAUUAAUGAAGAAGUGACAAUCAAUAACAAUGUCUGUAUACUAUCGGGAAGGUUUGAAAGAAGGAGAUUUAAGGUGAAAGAUCUCUUUCGCUUCAUGGAACCAACAGGAUGCCUCAAGGAAAAAGAAGACUAUUCGCUUUAUAUUUUUUCUCCUAACAAUAAGAUGAGGCGUUUCUGCACGUGGAUGGUAACGAGGGGCUGGUUCGAUAACAUAGUACUAUUAUUUAUCGCACUCAAUUGUAUAACACUGGCAAUGGAGAGGCCCAACAUUCCUCCCGACUCUAAGGAGAGGGCCUUCCUCUCCAGCGCUAACUACGUGUUCACCGUCGUGUUCGCCGUCGAAAUGUUCAUUAAGGUUGUGGCUUCGGGAAUGUUUUAUGGCACUGAGGCAUACUUCACAUCAGGGUGGAACAUUAUGGAUGGUUCUCUAGUUAUAAUUUCCAUCAUCGAUCUACUAAUGUCUCUGGUCUCAGAGUCUAGUCCAAGAAUAUUUGGAAUUCUCAGGGUAUUUAGGCUAUUAAGGUCACUACGACCGCUAAGGGUUAUAAAUCGAGCGCCCGGUUUGAAACUCGUAGUUCAAACUUUACUGUCUUCAUUAAGACCGAUAGGAAAUAUUGUUUUGAUAUGCUGCACUUUCUUUAUAAUAUUUGGGAUUUUGGGAGUACAAUUAUUCAAAGGAGCGUUUUACUAUUGCGAAGGUGCUCAUAUAAAGAAUGUGAAAAACAAAACCGAUUGUCUCGCGAUCGAGGGUAACGUGUGGGUAAACCGUAAAUACAACUUCGACGAUCUGGGCAAAGCUCUUAUGUCGCUCUUUGUGCUCAGCUCCAGAGACGGAUGGGUCAAUAUCAUGUAUACUGGUCUUGAUGCAGUCGGCGUCGAUCAACAGCCCAUCGUAAACUACUCAGAAUGGCGUCUGCUAUAUUUCAUAGCGUUCAUACUACUGGUUGGUUUUUUUGUACUGAACAUGUUCGUCGGCGUUGUGGUGGAGAACUUCCACCGUUGUAGGGAAGAACAGGAGAAGGAGGAAAGGGUCCGAAGAGCUGCCAAGAGAGCAUUGCAGAUGGAAAAGAAAAGGAGAAAAAUGCACCAAAGACCUUAUUACUCAGAUUAUUCCCAAACGCGACUCUUUGUGCACAAUGUUGUCACAUCCAAGUAUUUUGACUUGGCUAUCGCUGGAGUAAUCGGUUUAAACGUAGUAACUAUGGCAAUCGAAUAUUACAGAAUGCCACCAGCUUUGCAGUACGCAUUGAAAAUAUUUAAUUAUUUUUUCACAGCUGUUUUUAUUCUUGAAGCGUUAAUGAAGCUUGUAGCAUUAGGUUUUAAAAUUUAUUUGAAAGACAAAUGGAAUCAGCUGGAUGUUAUAAUCGUGAUUCUAUCAAUUGUGGGAAUAGUAUUAGAAGAACUAGAAACAAAUAUAAUUCCAAUAAAUCCGACUAUAAUGAGAGUGAUGAGAGUAUUAAGAAUAGCGAGAGUUCUAAAGCUGUUAAAAAUGGCGAAGGGCAUAAGGGCCUUAUUGGACACAGUGAUGCAAGCUUUACCUCAAGUUGGAAACUUAGGUCUUUUGUUUUUUCUUUUAUUUUUUAUAUUUGCUGCUUUAGGUGUCGAACUUUUUGGAAGAUUGGAAUGUUCAGACGAAAUACCUUGUCAAGGACUAGGUGAGCAUGCCCAUUUCGCUAACUUCGGUAUGGCUUUCCUCACAUUAUUUCGGGUGGCUACUGGAGAUAAUUGGAAUGGAAUCAUGAAGGACACUCUUCGAGAAGAUUGUGACAGCUCUGUGGACUGUGUGCGAAAUUGUUGUGUUUCCACAAUAAUAGCACCUAUUUUUUUCGUCGUAUUUGUCUUGAUGGCACAAUUCGUCCUGGUCAAUGUUGUAGUUGCUGUACUGAUGAAACAUUUGGAAGAGUCACACAAGCAAAUGGAAGAUGAAAUAGACAUGGAUGUGGAACUUGAACGUGAAUUAGAAAGAGAAGCCGACGACGAGGAGGACAGAGCUCUGUGUAGAGCAUUGGAGCAGUGUACCUCACCUCCUCGACCGUUGAACAAGGUACCGUCCCUUCCAGCAAACUUCACGUACAGCGAACCGAAGCACCCGCAAGCACUGUCCCCUGCACGCAGAAGACGCACCAUGCACUCACACCAUGCUUUACUACCAGCGGCACUGCCACCGAGACGGGCAUCACUCUCUCCUCACGCCUUCGGUCGACGUCGACAGGAUUCAUCAUCGGAGCCACCGGCGGCACUCUAUGAAGAAGACGCAAGAUUCAUUGACGCUGAUGACAUCGAGGAAUUAGAACCUGGCAGUCCGCCUCACCGAGACUCAUUCGCACAAAACAGAAGGCAGCGCGUCGAUAAACGAAACUCCCUACGAGGCGAGGAGGCCAGACUACUGCGACCAGUACUACUCGCCGUACCAUCGACAAGACAAAACAUGAGGUCGUCCUCUAAAAUAAGAGCAUCCACCGAAUCGACCGUCGCAAACGAUGCUAGUCAAGCAUCGGCGCGCUCUCAAUUGCAACUUCCAGUAGAGACUACGGAAGAAGUGAUCAGUGAAGAAGAAAAGAUAAGAAUAGUGAUUGCCGAAAGACGUAAAAUGGAAGGAACUAGGCCUGAAAUUGAUGAUGUGGUGGAGCUGUCGGAGAGAGGCUCCUAG
This is a messenger RNA of Diatraea saccharalis (sugarcane borer), 4658 nucleotides long. NCBI's taxonomy places the organism in Eukaryota, Metazoa, Arthropoda, Insecta, Lepidoptera, Crambidae. The record is from the annotation of a GenBank genome assembly.